AGGGAGCUGAGCCACGACCAGGCUGAUGGAAUUCGAACCCGGGCUCCUCCGACACCAGUUCUAGGCACUGCCUCAAAGGCUUUCCGCUCCUGCUUUGUUGUGUUGCUCCCCGCCCCCCUUUCCCAGGAGGAGUGAGCUCUGUGGACUCAACAAUGGCUUCCGUGCCCCCACCAGCCAGGGUCUGCCAGGAGCCAGUGACCUUCCAAGAUGUGGCGGUGGUCUUCACGCGGGAGCAGUGGGCUUACCUGGACCCUUCUCAGAAGGCGCUGUACCGGGACGUGAUGCUGGAGACCUACCAGAACCUGCUCUGCCUGGGACUGGCCCUGUCCAAGCCCCAGGUGAUCCACCAGCUGGAGCGAGGGGAGGCACCUUGGACUCCAGAGAGGAGCUGUCCUGAUUUGGAGACUAGGCCUGAAAGCAAGGUGUCAACUGCAAAGCUGUGCUUUUUGAUAGAACAGUUAGGACCAAGUAGACUUACAGGGGAUGUUCUCUGUCUCUCCAACUUAAAAGAAGACAAUGAUGCCAGAUUAGGGAGGCAACAGAGCAUUGAGCUAAAAAAUUCUCAGCAAGUAAAAAUCACCCAAAGAAAAACUCUCACUGAAGUAAGGGGCCAUGAAUGUACUAAAUACAAUCAAAAUGCCAGGCUAAAACCAAACCUUUUUCCACAACCUAAAAUAUCUCUAGGAAAGAACCUCCAAAAAUGUGCUACACACAGAAUGAGCUGCCUUCCACCUUUAAACCCAAAUACAUGUAAUAGAAUCUGCUCAAAGAAGGUAUUUGCUCAGGAUAAUGAAUGUGGGAAAUCCUUCACUUCUCAGCCAGACUUAAUUGAAUCCCUUAGACUAUAUCCUGCAGAAAAAAACAAUGACUAUGAGGAAUGUGGGAAAGACAUCAACUGCAGCCUAUUCUUCAGUCGUCAUCAGACAAUAGAUAUUGGAGAGAAAAACCCUAAAUGUAACAACAUUGAAGGGGCUUCCUCAGGGGGUAUACAAUUUAUUCAACAUCAGAGAAUCCAUACUGGAGAUAAACCUGAUGAGUACGGUAAAUGUUGGAAGAAUUUCAAUCGCAAGUCAUCUGUUAUUUCUCAUGAAAGGAUUUCCACUGAGAAGAAACCUGAAUGCAAUGACUGUGGUAAGGUUUCCUUUGAAAGUGGAAAGCUAACUCAUCAGAAAAUUCAUAAUGGAGAACAACCCUGUAAAUAUAAAGAAUGUGAGAAGGCCUCACCCCAGAGCUCAGAAAUCACCCAUCAUCAAAGUAUUUGUAGUGGAGAGAAAUCCUAUGAAUAUUCCUAUGAAUAUAAUCACUGUGGGAAGACCUUUCCCACAAGACACUUGCUCACUUGGCAUGAGAUGAUCCCUACUGGAGAGAAACCUUAUGAAAGUAAUCAUUGUCAAAAGGCCUUUCAUCAGAGUGGGACUCUUACCCAUCACGAGAGAAUCCAUGUUGGAGAGAAACCUUAUACAUGUAAUCAGUGUGGGAAGACCUUUCCUUUGUAUACAGAUCUAUCCCAACAUCAGCAAAUUCAUACUAAGAAACUUUAUAAAUGUAAUCAUUGUCAGAAGGCCUUUCAUCGGCACUCACACCUAUCCCGGCAUCAGCGAAUUCAUACUAAGAAUCCUUAUGAAUGUAAUCAAUGUGGCAAGGCCUUCUCUCUAAGCACAGAGCUUUUUCAGCAUCAGAGAAUUCAUACUGGAGAGAAACCUUAUGAAUGUGGUGCAUGUGAGAAAGCCUUUUAUGUGAAGACAGAGCUUACUUACCACCAGAGACUUCAUACUGGAGAGAAACCUUAUCAAUGCAGUCAAUGUGGGAAAACCUUUCGCCUCAAGAAACAGUUUACUGAACACCAGAGAGUUCACACUGGAGAAAAACCUUAUAAAUGUAAUCAGUGUGGGAAGACCUUUUCCCGGAGUGCACACCUGUACCGACAUCAGGGAAUCCAUACUGGUGAGAAACCUCAUGAAUGUGAUCAGUGUGGGAAGGCCUUUCGCUUGGGUGCACAGCUUAUCCAACAUCAGAGGAUUCACACUGGAGAGACACCUUAUGAAUGUAAUCAGUGUGGGAAGACCUUCUCUCGGAGCGAACACCUAUCCCGACAUCAGGGAAUUCAUACUGGUGAGAAACCUCAUGAAUGCGAUCAGUGUGGGAAGGCUUUUCGCCUAGGUGCACAGCUUAUCCAACAUCAGAUGAUUCAUACUGGAGAGAAACCCUAUGAAUGCAAUGACUGUGGGAAGACCUUUUCCACAAGACAAUUACUUAUUCGGCAUGUGAUGAUUCAUACUGGAGAAAAACCUUAUCAAUGUAAUCAUUGUCAGAAGACCUUCCGCCUGGGUGCACAGCUUACCCAACAUGAGAGAAUCCAUACUGGAGAGAAACCUUAUAAAUGUAAUCACUGUGGGAAGACCUUUUCCACAAGACAGUUGCUCACUUGGCAUGAGAUGAUUCAUACUGGAGAGAAGCCUUAUGAAUGUAACCAUUGUCAGAAGGCCUUUCGCCAGAGACAGACUCUUGCCCAACAUGAGAGAAUCCAUACUGGAGUGAAACCUUAUAAAUGUAAUCAAUGUGGGAAGACCUUCCCCUGGCGCACAAAUCUAUCCCAACAUCAGCGAAUUCAUACUAAGAAACUUUAUAAAUGUAAUCAUUGUCAGAAGGCCUUUCAUCGGCACUCACACCUAUCCCGGCAUCAGCGAAUUCAUACUAAGAAUCCUUAUGAAUGUAAUCAAUGUGGCAAGGCCUUCUCUCUAAGCACAGAGCUUUUUCAGCAUCAGAGAAUUCAUACUGGAGAGAAACCUUAUGAAUGUGGUGAAUGUGAGAGAGCCUUCUAUGUGAAGAAAGAGCUUACUUACCACCAGAGACUUCAUACUGGAGAGAAACCUUAUCAAUGCAGUCAGUGUGGGAAAACCUUUCGCCUCAAGAAACAGUUUACUGAACACCAGAGAGUUCACACUGGAGAAAAACCUUAUAAAUGUAAUCAGUGUGGGAAGACCUUCUCCCGGAGCGAACACCUAUCCCGACAUCAGGGAAUUCAUACUGGUGAGAAACCUCAUGAAUGUGAUCAGUGUGGGAAGACUUUUCGCUUGGGUGCACAGCUUAUCCAACAUCAGAGGAUUCAUACUGGAGAGAAGCCUUAUGAGUGUAAGCUUUGUGGGAAGGCCUUCCACCUCAGAACAACCCUUAGCCAACACCAGAGAAUUCAUACUGGUGAGAAACCUCAUGAAUGUGAUCAAUGUGGGAAGGCUUUUCGCCUACGUGCAGACCUCACUCGACAUCAGAGGAUCCAUACUGGGGAGAAACCAUAUGAAUGUAAAGAAUGUGGGAAGACUUUUAGUAACAGAGGCAAUCUUACUCAACAUGAAGGGGUUCACAUUGGAGAAAAACCUUAUAAAUGUAAUCAAUGUGGGAAGGCCUUCCGCCUGAGUACACGCCUCCUCCAACAUCAAAGGAUUCAUACUGGAGAGAAACCUUAUGAAUGUAAUCAUUGUGGGAAGGCCUUCCGCCUCAGAACAACCCUUACCCAACAUCAGAGAAUUCAUACUGGUGAGAAACCUUUUACCUGCCAUGAAUGUGGGAAGACCUUUCGCCAGCAUGGAAAUCUUAUUAAACAUGAGAGGGUUCAUGUUGGAGAGAGAGCUCAUCAAUGCGAUCAGGACCUGUGAGGAGAGCACACAGCUUGCUCAGCAUCAGAGACUUUAGACUGGAGAUAAACCUUAUGAGAAGAGUUGAUGUCAGAAGACCUUUAUUGUGAGAAAUGCCCUUGCUCAGUAUCAGAGAAUUCUCACUGGAGAGAAAUAUUAUUGCGAAAAGCUCCAUGUAAAGAAAUUGCUUUCUUGGCAUGAGAAUUUUCCAAACAGAAACUCUAUUAAUACAUUCAAUAUGAGUAGACCUUCUGCCUGAGCACAGAGAUUACCCUGUAGCAGAGACUUCACACUUGACAAUAACCUGUGAGAUUUAAAAUUUACUACAAGAGCAUUAAACUCCCCCUUUUAACUUUUCCCCUAUAUAUCUCCCAGACCAGUAAGAAAAGAAGCCUCUGAGUUUUAA
Dromiciops gliroides (monito del monte) is the source of this 4038-nucleotide messenger RNA. Its product is annotated as zinc finger protein 850-like. Gene Ontology annotation, biological process: regulation of DNA-templated transcription. Lineage: Eukaryota; Metazoa; Chordata; Mammalia; Microbiotheria; Microbiotheriidae. The transcript has 5 exons. The record is from RefSeq and is a predicted model, not a curated record. Bases 153 to 3653 code for a protein of 1166 amino acids.